Messenger RNA from Macadamia integrifolia, 1513 nucleotides. RefSeq lists its product as uncharacterized. Gene Ontology annotation, biological process: mRNA processing. Gene Ontology annotation, cellular component: exon-exon junction complex. The coding region runs from base 208 to 1251 and encodes 347 amino acids. The transcript is spliced from 4 exons. The record is from RefSeq and is a predicted model, not a curated record. Gene Ontology annotation, molecular function: mRNA binding. Lineage: Eukaryota; Viridiplantae; Streptophyta; Magnoliopsida; Proteales; Proteaceae.
GAGAGCGAAGUCCUAUUUCUAACCCCCCCCAAAGAAAAAGAGAAAGAGCGAAGUCCUAUACCAUAUACUCUACGCGGCGGGUGCGGGCUUCUUAAAUUGCAGAGCGUAUUUUAGUAUUUCUUACCUAUCUGAGGACCAAGGGAGGAAGAGCCCUAGUCGCUGCCGUCUGUUCGGAAAGAAAGAAAAGGAAGCCGAAGACGUAGACAGAUGUCUCGACGCGAGGGUCGGGAUUGCGAGGCCAAACGUCUCCAUUCGAAGCGUGAAAGAGAACCCAGAUUUUCUUUUGCUCCUAGUCCAAAGAGAACAAGGAGAGAUGGAAAACCAUUGCCAGAGAGAACACCCAAUAACCAUAAUUUGGACCUUGUGGAUCAUUCAAAUUCGGAUCAAAAGCAUCGCAGGCGGUUGAAGGAUGCCUUACCGCUUGAAGCUCCACCCACUAAGGUUGGGACUGAUAUAGCAGAUAAGGAAAUGGACCUGAAGACCAAUGGACUGCAAUAUGGUGCCAAACAUCUCCCUGAUCCAACUGAAGUUCCCCGGUCUCGGUCCUUUUUUCAGGUUUUGUUUCAGUUCAUGGAAAAUGUACCGUUGCACGAUGAGCGUGGUAGUGCUGGGCAAAGUGGUCGAAGAUUCGGUCGCAGAGCAGCUGCUGAACGUGGAUGGUGGAGUGAUCCAAAGGAUCAGUCUGAUGACAGGAUGAAUGACAAACUGGAGCCAAAUGGCAUGCAUCAAAAAGAUGGGAGGACCCAGGCUCAUGUAGACAAGAACAGUGUUUGGCGCCAUGAUGGGUUCUUCGAGUUAGAGGCGGAGCCACCAGCUCCUUCAAAGAAAAGGCCUGCAUUUAGGGAGAAAAAGAUGCCACCAGACAGUGACACUGCAGGCAGUGUAAAAGCAACUGAAUCUGUUAAACAGAACCUUCUUGAUUGUAGGGAGUCUGGUGGUGAACGAAAAGAGGAAAGAGGGGGUUUCUCUCGCCGUGAUUUGGACAGGACUGAGAGGUCAUGCCCAGGAGAUAUGGAACCAAUCCACAGGGGUGAAAGGGUUGUCCCUCCAAGGGAGAGGUUCCGAGGCAGUGGUAGCUUUAGGGGGAGAGACAAAUUCAGUGGACGACAUGGAGAAAAGAUUCAGUACCAUUCGAAUAGUUUCCGUGCGGAGAAGUGGAAGCAUGAUCUAUUUGAUGAAGCCAAUAGAAGCCCAACCCCAAAGAAUGAAGAGGAUCAGAUUGCAAAGGUUGAAGCACUCUUGGCCUUGUAGAAUUAGUUGCCUGGUAGGUUCUAAAUUUGGAGAUGCUAAUUGUUAUUGCCUAUUUUGUUCUUAUCCUCGGUGGGGACAUUGUAGAGAUCUUCAGGUCUUCCUCUUAGUUUUGGAAUUGCCAUUGUAACCUUCCAGAUGAAGUGUCAAGUGGAUUUUUUCUUUUUGUUUGCUUCAGUUUGCUGAGGACAUGUAGUUAUACUUUUUAAAAUUCCUAAAAGAGUUCUCUCGCAGAAACAGCUGCGGCUGCUUCCUUCGGUGCCCA